This is a messenger RNA of Cornus florida, 1030 nucleotides long. RefSeq names its product SKP1-like protein 11. Gene Ontology annotation, cellular component: cytoplasm; nucleus. The coding region runs from base 1 to 486 and encodes 161 amino acids. The record is from RefSeq and is a predicted model, not a curated record. Gene Ontology annotation, biological process: SCF-dependent proteasomal ubiquitin-dependent protein catabolic process. The transcript has a single exon. Gene Ontology annotation, molecular function: cullin family protein binding. NCBI's taxonomy places the organism in Eukaryota, Viridiplantae, Streptophyta, Magnoliopsida, Cornales, Cornaceae.
AUGGCUUCAACUUCAAACCAGGCUUCAGCUUCAACUUCAAACAAGGAGGCAAAGAUGCUAACACUGCAGAGCUCCGAUAACGAGGAGUUUUUGGUGGAAGAAUCGGUGGCUGUCCAGUCCGUGCUGAUCAAGAACAUUGUGGAGGAAGACUACACCACGAUUCCGUUACCGAACGUCGCCGGCGAAGAUUUGGCCAUGAUCAUAGAGUAUUUGAAGAAGCAUGCAGACCCAAAGGCUUCCGAGGAUGACCUGAAAAAGUUUGAUGAUAAGUUUGUGGACAAACCCCAGUCCGACCUCCAUUACCUCUCGCUGGCGGCAAACUAUCUCGAGCUCAAGGAUUUGCUCGACAUUGUUUGUACGAGAAUCGCCAGCGAUAUCCGAGGUUACACUGUGGAGCAGUUUCGCGCCAGAUUUAAUAUCGAAAAUGAUUUCGCUGAUCAGGAAGAGAGGGUUCUUCGCAAUGAGUACCCUUGGGCCUUCGAGUAGUGCAAUUUGUUUGUUUUUUGCUUUUUUUUUUUUUUUUUUUUUUUUUCUACUUAAAUUUAAUGUAGUUUUUCUUAUUGCAGUGAGAAACGAUUCAUGGUUUUAUCCAUCUCUAAAUUUUUAUUAAUUGAAUCAUUAAUUACUUAUGGAAUUGGUCUGUGGAAUUGAUUGAAGAAAUACAACAUGACUAGCUAUUUGCUUUUGGUAUUUCUUUUCAAUUACCCUUUUUCUUUUUUUUCUUGUUUGAUAUAUCAUACACACAAACUUCUUCGUCUACCACUUUGGAAGAAGUAUUCUUUUCAAAUACUCAUGAAAAUUGUUUGUUUCAAAUGCUGAUUUUUUCUUUUAUAUAUAUAUAUAUUCUUAGAGCACUUGAUUACCUAGAAGUAAUACGAGCCCUUAAUAAUAAAAUAGUUUAUUUUAAAUUUUUUUUUUUUAAUUUGAUAUAUCAUACACACAAACUUCUUCGUCUACCACUUUGGAAGAAGUAUUCUUUUCAAAUACUCAUGAAAAUUGUUUGUUUCAAAUGCUGAUUUUUUCUUUUAUA